UCCCGUCAGAAUCACCCCUCUCGCGAUAACAACUCACAUUCACGCCGUCCGUCCAACGAUAGUAGAAGGAACAGAAGGGAUUGGUUUGAGGGGAAGAUGUCUCAGAAAGCAACAGCUAGGACCUCAUCACUCAUGGCCCUCCAUUCAGAUUCACAUAAGCAGAGCAUCCUGAGCAAAUUCGACAAGCUCAGGAAAAGAGACCUACUGUGCGACAUCACUCUUGUUGUGGAAGACGUGCACUUCAAGGCGCACAAAGCCCUGCUGGCAGCAAGCAGCGAGUACUUCUCCCUCAUGUUCAUGGCAGAAGAUCAGAUCAGUCAGUCGACCUACCGGCUGGAUGGUAUGGCAGCUGCGAUGUUUGCAGAAGUGCUGGAGUUCAUCUACAGCGCCCAGGUGUCUGUAGAGGAGAGUGCCACUGAGCAGCUUCUGGCCACGGCUCAUGUUAUGGAGGUAAACGAUCUUGUCAAGGUGCUCGAUGAACUCACACACUCUGCUGCAGUGGUUAGAGGCCAGGAGGUAAAGGCUGACAUAACCCAGGUGCCAGAUCAGCCGAAACGCAAAAGAGGACGACCCAAGAAAAAAGAACUUGUAACGGAGUUGGAGGGGACAAGUGCACCAUGCGAUAGCUCAGAGGGGGGGCUGGUUGGAGAUACGGGCUGUGAUGAUACAGUAACUGAGUCACAAGCUAAAGACAAUGCAGAUUACAAACCAGAAGCCCACCAGAGCCGGCAGAGCAAACGCAAAAUCAGGCCACCGGUGAAGUACAAGAGCUACAAGGUGGUCAGCGACACAGCAGUAAGCAAAGAGCCUGGGAAGAAAGGCAGGAAAAAGAAAUACCCCAACACUGAGGCCCGCUGUGAGGACUGUGGCAAAGUGUUCAAAAAUCACCUCUUUUUAAAGAUUCACCUGAGGACUCAUACAGGAGAGAAGCCUUUUCAGUGCCUGGUUUGUGGAAAGGGCUUUACCCAGAAGCAUACUUUGCUGGUUCACCAGCGCAUGCACACUGGAGAAAAGCCUUUUGUCUGCACCGUCUGCUCCAAAGCGCUCUCCACCAAACACUCCCUACAAGAGCACAUGAACCUCCAUAAAGAAGACAAAUCCUUCAGCUGUGAUAAAUGUGGAAAGACGUUCACUCAGAAGAGGCAACUUCAAAGCCAUUACAGAGUUCAUACAGGCAAAUCAUUACCAGAAUGUGCUAAGUGUCAUCACAAGUUUAUGGACACAGCUCAGCUGAAAAAGCACCUGAGAACUCACACAGGUGAGAAGCCUUUUACUUGUGAGAUUUGUGGAAAGUGUUUUUCAGCCAAAAGCACUCUGCAGACUCAUAUCAGAAUUCACAGAGGGGAGAAGCCAUAUGAUUGCAGCAUCUGCCACAAAUCCUUCUCGGACCCUAGCGCGAGACGGCGACAUGUCUCCUCUCACUCAGGGAAGAAACCCUUCACGUGCUCCUCCUGUGGCCUGUCGUUUACACGCCUGGACAAUCUGAACACGCACACCAAAUCUCACAACAAAGAGAGAGCUGCGACAACAAAAGCCACGUCAGAUGCUCCCCACGCCGCAGAGCCACCGCAGGAGGAGGUCCACGACAUCCUGCCGCUGCAGCCGUACCAGCUGCCCUCCACCUCUGAACAGGAGAUCCAGCUGGUGGUGACUGGAGACGUGGACAACAUUAACUUUGGGCCGGGGCAGAACCAGGAGAUCAGCAUCAUCACCACCGAGGGGGAGGCGGCAGAAUCGUCCCACUCCAGACUCACCCUCCUCACCCAGUCGCCAGGAAACGUGCAGAACGUGGCUCUGGUGGCUCAGAGUGGCGUGGCGGACCAGAGCCCUCAGAUUCAGACUAUCGGUUUGCUGCAGGGCCAGAUGAGCCACCAGCCGGAGCAGAUGCACGUCCUCACGCUCAGUAAAGAGGCAAUGGAGCAGCUACAGGCUCAGCACGGUGCCCCGCACACCCUUCAGAUAGCACAACGGGCGGUCCAGCAGCUGCAGGUGAUGCACCAGCCCAUCCAGCAGCUCGCUGUGGGACAGGUGGGCAGGGAGCACACACACAGCCAGGCCAUUCACAUCAGCAGCCAGAGCAGCCAGCCCAUCUCCAUCAGCCAGACCAGCGAGCAGAUCUCCAGCCACCACAUCCAGGGACAGACGUUCCAGAUCCAGGCAGGGACCGUCUCCUACCUGUACACCACCGGGCUGCCGCAGGAGAGCUGAGGGGGGGCCGGAGGACUGAAGCUGCCAAAUCCACGCCGAUAAUGCUGCUAUGGUAAACAUUAAUAGCUAACUAAAUUAUUAGAAUCAAGUUUUUCCUUGAAACUUAUAUAUGAAAAAUGUUCUGUCAACCUUUUCCCAAAACAUACCCUAAUUAGUUUUUCUUUAAAGGGGCUGUACUUGGCAUACCAAGAAACACAGUGGGUUGGGAUUGUUUAAUACAGCUCACACUGACCAUUCCCCAAUACGACAAAUACCUACGUUUUUUCACGGCCACAUGCAAGGCAAGUAAAUGUUAACUGUAAUUGAUUUUACAAUCUCAUGCAGGUUUCAGGUGUAAGUUAGUUGAUUUUUACAUGGAACUGGACAUGAUGCCAAUGGUUGAGAAAUGCAUUAAUUAAUCUAAAGACCAAUAAUAGGCUUUAGGAAAUGGUUAGCAAUAAAACUAAAUGUCAAUAUUUGAUAAAAUUCAUGGACUAACACAAUACAGUGUUUAUUAAGACAUUUCAUUUUCAAUUGACAAAUUAUUGUAUCAUUACUCCAUUUUACAUAAGACUGAAAUAUGGGCAAAAACAGCAUAAUGGUGCUGCACUGUGUUAAAAUGCCUUGUUGAAUGACAAAUCAGCCAAACCCUGGCAGAGGGUUAUGUCUUAGCUUUGAAAAUAACUUGGUUCACAAACAUGCUGCAUAGGCACUUUGCAUGUCAAACAGCAGCUAACAUGUUAAACAAGUUGGUGUUGCUUUACAAAACACCCAAGGGAGAAUGUCACAGGUCUGGUAACAGCCUCUCAGCAGUUUGGACAUGCAGGUGAGACGGAUCCUGAAAGAACAACAAAGGCUGAUUAGAAUGUAUUUAUCCAAAGACAGUGCAACAGCACUGACUGUAUGACCUGAUGAAAUGUGUAUUAUGUCUCAUGUGUUACAAAACAGUCUUAGAAAUGACUUUUAGUCUCUCCUGAUUUAAUUAAGUAUGUCUGCCCUUGCUCUAGUGUUAAAACAAAGCAUUUUUUUCACUGUGAGAGACCUUUUGUUCAGAGCCCAGGUCGGCUCCAACAGGAACUCACACCUUAAAUGGAACACGCCGACUUAUUGGGACUUUAGCUUAUUCACCGUAUCCCCCAGAGUUAGACGAAAGUCCAUACUGCUCCCAAUAAGUGACAAAAUAACGGCAACAUUUUCUUCUUAUUCACAUAUUGUGAUUUAUAUAGUCACAAAUAACAAGGGGGGCUUCUCAGGUGCUGCGAGCAAAUCACUCUGCCCAAGUAGCAGUGCUUC
Messenger RNA from Perca flavescens (yellow perch), 3480 nucleotides. It is a transcript of the gene zbtb24, whose product is annotated as zinc finger and BTB domain containing 24. Gene Ontology annotation, molecular function: DNA-binding transcription factor activity, RNA polymerase II-specific; protein binding. Gene Ontology annotation, cellular component: nucleus. The record is from RefSeq and is a predicted model, not a curated record. Gene Ontology annotation, biological process: regulation of transcription by RNA polymerase II. Lineage: Eukaryota; Metazoa; Chordata; Actinopteri; Perciformes; Percidae.